Messenger RNA from Pelecanus crispus (Dalmatian pelican), 1335 nucleotides. RefSeq names its product patatin like domain 4, phospholipase and triacylglycerol lipase (gene PNPLA4). The record is from RefSeq and is a predicted model, not a curated record. NCBI's taxonomy places the organism in Eukaryota, Metazoa, Chordata, Aves, Pelecaniformes, Pelecanidae. Gene Ontology annotation, molecular function: triacylglycerol lipase activity; retinyl-palmitate esterase activity. Gene Ontology annotation, cellular component: membrane; lipid droplet; cytoplasm. Gene Ontology annotation, biological process: triglyceride catabolic process; lipid homeostasis.
AUGUGGACUGCUAAAAGUCUUUGCAGUGCUCAAAUACUGUUGCUUCAGUUGAAAGAAGGCAGAUUGUGUAGUUGCAUGUUUCCAAAAAGUCAGCAGUUCUGGACUGGAAUUCUAAACUAUUGCAACAUAAGAGUGCCACAUAACAGAGUUGAAUUCCAGGUUUCCAAGGUAGAUGAUAAACGAUCGGUGGUAGAUACAAGAAUGGCUACUAGGGCAGAGGGAACUAAAAUAGCUGCUGGAAAAAGUCCCAGUGGAGUAUGUGGAGGAAGCCAACAUUCAUUUGAAGCAAAAAUGAAACAUAUCAAUCUGUCAUUUGCAGCUUGUGGGUUUCUGGGUAUUUACCACUUGGGGGCAGCAGCUGCUUUUUACAGCCAUGGUAAGAAGUUACUGAAAGUUGUGAAAGCUUUUGCGGGAGCUUCUGCGGGAUCACUGGCUGCCACUGUCUUAUUAGCAGUACCAGAAAAUAUAGAGAAAUGUAAGCAGUUUGCCUAUGGAUUUGCCGAGGAAGUUAGAAAAUUGGACUUUGGUGCUGUAACGCCUGGUUAUGAUUUUAUGAAAACACUUAGAGAAGGCAUAGAGUCUAUUCUUCCCUCUAAUGCUCAUGAGAGAGCUGAGAACCGGCUCUAUGUGUCAGUCACUAACGCCAAAACUGGGGAAAAUCACUUGGUUUCAAGUUUUGCAUCCAGGGAGGACCUCAUUAAGGUCCUGCUAGCAAGUAGUUUUGUACCAGUAUAUGCAGGAAUUAAGCCCAUGGAAUAUAAAGGAGAGAAGUGGGUUGAUGGUGGCCUUACCAAUGGCCUUCCUAUCUUGCCUGUUGGAAGAACUGUGACGAUUUCUCCUUUCAGCGGUCGAUUAGAUAUCUGUCCACAAGAUAAAGGACGUGUGGAUCUUUAUGUUAAAUUUGCAAAACAAGAUAUAAUGCUGUCUCUGGCCAACCUAGUAAGACUUAAUCAAGCUUUGUUCCCACCAAACCAGGAGAAAAUGGAAUUGUUGUACCAAAAUGGAUUUGAUGAUGCUGUACAUUUUUUACUGAAAGAAAACUGGUUUGAAUAGAUGGUACGUAGAAAAUUAACAAAACCUGAUAGCUGUUAAAACACAGCUGCAGGCAUCCUACAGAAUCUAAGGGAUUGCUGUCCUAAUUCCAGUUUAUGGAAAUAAAAAUCCCAAUGGAAUUGCAUCUGCUUCUGUCAAGAAAGUAUCAGUUGCACUCUGAAGAACUGUAUAAACGUGUCAGAAUGGGAAUUGUACUUGCCUGGUAGUUACCUUGUUCUGAGGAGGUUCAAGCUUAGAUCCAUUUUGCCUCAGCUGAGGACUUGAGUGUGGGAUUUGUAAAAA